AGUGGCUCAGAGUGGUAUUUUACUCAAAUAUCUCACUCAACUUUUUUGUUGAUCUCCCAUUAGUUACUUUCUGAGGCUCAACAGUCAGCAUGUCGUCCUUACCCUUCACAGACUUGGACAGUGAGAUGGGGGAGCUCCUGGAUGAGUUCGAGGCCGUGGUGGAGAAGAUGUCAGUGCCGCCGGUGAGCGCGCGCGUGGCGGAACUGCGAGGCGGCUACGGGGACGCGGUGACGGACAGCGGCAUCGAGGAUGCGGAUGACGCUAGUGAACCAUCUCAGGCAAGCAGCUUAAAUGCGAGUGUAGAAGAGCUCAACACCGCAGGCGUAUCGACUUCACAGAAAGCCAAACUCGGGGACACCUCCGACCUAGAGAGCUUUAUCGAGAACUUGGACAAGGAGCUUGCAGAGAUGUGAACAGACAGGACUCAUGUAACUACAGGACAGGAGCCAAGACUAUCAGCACGUACCAGCAAGAAGACACGGAAACCUGGCAUCAAUGAACAAACUAAAUCCUCGUCUUGGACAGAAGAUUCCUUUGUUGUACUGCACCCAAGAACAAUAAUUAUGGAAAACAAAUUACAACGAAGACAUUUUAGCAUCAGCAAUGUUUUAACCGGUUAAAAUGCACCUGUGUAUAUAUAUUUAUAUGUAUUACCACAAAAAUUGGUAUUUUAGGAGUUGGGAAAAUGCUAAUCAAUAGUCCAAAAUUGUAUUGAUUAUGAACCUCAGCCAUUAAUACAACUGGAUUUAUUAUGAAGGAAUUUUUUUUUUUUUUGUAAGUCAGAAGAUUUCAGAUGUUCAAAUGUUGAAUUCUGGCUAAAAGAAUUUUUUAUAUUGAUGCUGACUUUAUAAACUGUAACACCUUUUUUAACCCAGUCAACUCAUAUAUUUGAAGAUUUUUGACAUAUGAACUAAAAACUUUUUUUUUUAACUUCUGAAUGCAUAAAGACUCAUGGCAGCUAUUUGUAUAAAUAAUGCUUUAUGUUGUAUGUACUUUCCAAAUAUUCAUAUUAUUGCACAUAGUCUGUUUACACUGCAAUUGAGCAAUAUUUUUUAUAGAAAAGGAAACCUGUAAAAUAAAAAAAAACUAUUUAA
Molecule: messenger RNA, 1094 nt
Organism: Silurus meridionalis
Lineage: Eukaryota; Metazoa; Chordata; Actinopteri; Siluriformes; Siluridae
Product: regulator of cell cycle RGCC-like
Exons: 5
Coding region: 90-413 (107 amino acids)
Biological process (GO): regulation of cell cycle
Source: RefSeq, a predicted model, not a curated record